AUGCGGAAUCCACUACACUCGGGUUUGGGUUCUCUCCUCUUCCUCAGCCUUGUUCCUGUUGCAAUAUCACUACCCGCCGGUCCCAAAUGGUCACCCUACGGCUUCCAGAGCCAUGACUUCCAGAACCAAAACCUCGACCAAUGGCCACCAUCUAGCCUCCAGAGUGUCGUAACUCAACAAGGUCCGAACGUCCCUCAACAUCAGUUGCCUCAACAGCAUUUGUCAUCCUUUUGGAACGCCCCACAACUAGCGCAUGUCCCUCAACAUCAGUUGCCUCAACAGCAUUUGGGGCUCUUCGGGGACGCCUCACAACUAGCGCAUGUCAGUGCAGUACCUGCAAUGCACAGCCGAGCCUCCAAAAAGAGAGCUUCGAGGUCGGGCAAAAAGCCCCGCCCCAGACGUUUUCAUUAUGCCGAGAACACUGACAUCUUCGACCUAAUCAACAAAGAAAAAUUCCAGGGACAACUAGUACAAGUUGAUUUCUCAAAUUUGGAUACUAAUACUCGGGAUAGCCUCCUGAAGGUAGUCCGUCAGCCUCACCGCUUACAACAUUCCAUUUCCCUUGAGCCACAAGGUUUGGAGAACGACGCAGGUACUAUUUCUGAGGUCGAGAUGUCCAUUCACAAAGGUUCCAAGGUGUGGGCCAAAAAAAAUGAGGAAGUUUUUGCGAGCAUCAACCCGGAUGGUCAGACUUUCUACAACUUCUGGGGCAUUCCUAAGCCUCCAAAGCCAGGCGCUCCAAAGAUCACCUUUCACUACGGCAUGGGCUAUAUAAGGCCCGACGACUUCCAAGCACCGAACAGGCAGAUAGAUACAAAGGUAUUACAGGGAGCCGAGGCUGCUGCGCACCUUCACUAG
Molecule: messenger RNA, 858 nt
Organism: Ustilago hordei
Lineage: Eukaryota; Fungi; Basidiomycota; Ustilaginomycetes; Ustilaginales; Ustilaginaceae
Exons: 1
Coding region: 1-858 (285 amino acids)
Source: RefSeq, a predicted model, not a curated record